GAACCCCGGUUCCCUCCCCCCCCCCUCCUCCCCCGGCGGUGAGGCGCCUGUAGCCGGGAGAGGAAAGCUCUUUUUCGGUCAGAUGGCGUGCCGCAGUCCGCCCCCACAUUUCUCUCGCCCACACCAGCAGCAAAAAGACUCUCAUUAACAAGCCAGAUCCUGCCAGCAUACACACACACACACACAGACACACACACAGCAGCCAGGCAGGGACUGGGACGCACCAAACACCAGCACUUCUUCCCUCUAUUGUUUACCAAAAAGUGGAUUUUUUUUUUUUUUAAUAAAUAAUGCAGCGCUAGGGUUCAGUUUCUUAAGAAGAAUUAACACACACACACACACACACACACUGCUGUUAUUGGGGUGAGUUUUCUUUUUGGACGCCAAAAAAUGAAGCGUCUCGGUUUUAUUCUGUAAUCCGAGCCACAGCCUGAGCCUAGGGACAGAGGGACAGAGGGACAGAUUUAGCACUAAAGAAGGAAACUAAACCCAGGGCGAGGACUGGGGGACAAAUCUCUCGUUCCGAAAUCCCAGUAUUCACCUGAUCCGAAUCCUAAAUCGGUUCUUUUGGAGUCUCUGUGGCAUAGCAGCAGGAGGAUGUCAGUGCCACGGACGCUGGGCGAGCUGCAGCUGUACCGUGUGUUGCAGAGGGCUAACCUGCUCAUGUACUAUGACACCUUCAUCCAGCAGGGCGGCGAUGACGUUCAGCAGCUGUGUGAGGCCGGAGAAGAGGAAUUCCUUGAGAUCAUGGCUCUGGUUGGGAUGGCCACAAAGCCCCUGCAUGUGCGGCGUUUACAGAAAGCCCUGCGCGACUGGGCCGCUAAUCCCGCCGUCUUCAACCAACCCCUGACCUCGGCCAUGGGAGGAAUCCCGCUUUUUAAAAUCGACAGCAUCAUGGGCUCGAGGAAGUCCUUAAGCAAUGGCCAGCCAGCAUCCCCAUGUGACCGGGAAGAUCAGGGAGCCUGUUUGACUCCACUCAGAGACAACGGCAGUCCGAGGAGCCCCUGCUCCCAGGCAUCGCCGCUUCCUCCAGAUCAUCACCUUUACCGGGACAAGCUGUCCCCCAUGGAGGCUCACUGGCUGAGUCCGGAAUUAGAAGGCAGUGUCGGAGCGGAGGAAGACCAGCCCAGUCCGCCUUUGCCUCUUUUGGUCCACUCCCGGAACACAGGUCCCUCUACGCCUCCCACGUCUUCCUCCUCGUCGUCCUCCCCUUGGCCCGGAGGACAGCUGGAUGCAGACACGGUGAAGGCGGUAGGGGAAAGCGUGGAGCGCCUGUUCAGGACGGUGCCGCACACAGAUCCGGCAGAGGUCAAGAGUCUCCUCAGGCUGAAUAAAAAGAUGGCCAAGACGGUGGGUCACAUUUUCAACAUGGAGCCACACAGCAAGAGCAAAGAGGAGGAGAUCCGCAAAUACAGCCUCAUCUACGGCCGCUUCGACUCCAAAAGGAGGGAAGGCAAGCAGCUGACACACCACGAGAUGAUCAUCAACGAAGCAGCGGCGCAGUUCUGCAUACGCGACAACGCACUCCUGCUCAGACGGGUGGAGCUGUUCUCUCUGGCGCGCCAGGUGGCAAGGGAAUGUGCCUACACCUCCACGCUCAAACACAGCAGGACCAACCCUGAGGACUGUACCAGCUCCUUUACGGACAACAGUGCUCCAAAAAGAAUCAAACUCGAGGUCACAGAUUCAGACAGUAUUAACUCGAUACGCGGAUCAAAACUUGCUGACGCAGCGAUUCACGGCAGCCUGAGGUCAACGGCAGACGACGACAGUCUGUCAGGAGAAAGUCUGGACAGUUUAUCUCAUGAUGUAGGGCCUCACUCUCUCCCCUCGUCAUCCCCCCGUCCCCUCGCCGACACCAUCGGGCCUGUCACCUGGAGUCGCCAACUCAUGCAGCAGACGCUCAUGGAUGAGGGCCUGCGAUUGGCGAGGAUGGUGUCACGUGACCACGUGGCCAAGGUCAGCCUGGGGUCGGAGAAGAGACAGACUUCAGAGGCAGAGGGCCGAGCCUCAGACAGGCGAGGCUUAAACGCGUCUCACCAGAGCAGCAGUCCUGCCAGCACCAAAGACGACCCUUAAAGGGACACCAGCGGGAGCCAGAAGUUGCCUUGCUGCUCAACUCAGGUCUCAUAUGACUCGAACCCUCCGGAGAUUUUCACUCCCGCUUUCCUGAAACUGUCUCAUGGUGUUCGCACAUCACAGUCUAAUGUUACAGUGUUCUUCUAUUGUGAGUCAGUGGCUGGAUGAAGAUGUGUGUUGUAGAUCAGGUUCAUUUCUGAAAGGUCCGAGUUCAGUAUGGUCCAGUGAAUUCCUGGGUCACUGAGGGGGUGUGGCUCGCUGAUGUAUGAUAGACACAUUUGGAGCAUCCACGAUCACUUACGAUACACUUUACAGCUGUUUAGCUGUAAUGAUGCAGUCCAAUACGAUAGUUACGUUAAUCAGCACACACACACACACAACAAUACAACGGUAAUAAUGCAGUAUUUAAAUUGGAUUCCACUUAGGCACAGAGGCCUGACAGAUACUAAAGCCAUUCCUCCUGGUGGCAGAGAGCCCAGACUUGGUUUUAUCAGUCUUACAAGGCCGGGGGCCACACCUCCUUUAAUCACUUCCAAACAGAGAGGCCACACCUCUUCUCAUCAAUCCUACAGAGGCCACACCUACUUUCAUCUCUCACUUAAAUGGGGGGCCAUGGCGUUUUUCAUCAAUCUUACACCGGCCACACAUCCUUUAAUCUCUUACGGAGAACCCACACCUUCUUCCUUUAUAGUUCUUAUAGAGGUAAACACACAUCCUUUCAUUGAUCUUACACCCUUUCACUGAUUUCAUUGGGUUUUACAGACCCACAGGCCACACCACCAUCACAAGGACCGAACGGGCCAGGCCUUUUUUUAUUAGCGUGAUGCAUUCAGAAGCCACCUCUUCUUUACUGGGACUGACAGAGGCCACACAAGUCCAUGAUGCUCAGAGGCCACGCCUCCUUUACUAGGACUCACAAAUCGAGGCCACACCUUGAAGCCGCCUAAUGUUUGGUGCAUUGUUUAAUGGACAAAGCAGCUUUAUAGAAAUCUGAAUAUACCCUUUUUUACUUCUCCCUAAUCAGCUAAUAAGCACACAGGCCAUGGCGCUAUAUUUCUUACUCACAGGCACAGAUUAAGAAAAUCUUGUACUACUCUUUAUUACUAAAUCUCGUUCUUCUUAUUUUGGCGUUGUAUUCGAAAAUAACUAGGUUAGCGUCUAAAUCAUUACCCAUAAUGCACUUUGCACCAGACUGUACUGAACUCUGGACAGGAAAGAGCAGGAAGUAGAUUUACAUUUCUUGUAAAUACCUAGCAUCCCUUCAUGCUGUUGCAUCAGUAACACAGCCAUAAGUGUAGGUUCAUUUCUGUCUCUUGAUUAACGGCAUGUGACUUCAGUUUAAAGACACAAAGCGUGUUAACGUUCUGAUGCACUGAUUCUAUGACGAAUCUGCAUAAAGUGGUUAAAAAAAAAUCCGGUUUUUAAUUGUGAUUUAAUCAAAGCGAUUUUAACACUAAUAUACUAAACGUAUACAGAAUAUAAGCGUACGAGCUGUAGUAAAAGUAUGGGAUAUUAGUUUGUGUAAUUUUUCACAAUUUUAUAGGUAGAAAGCAAUCUAGAUUUAAAUCCCUGUUUGUCUUAAGGACCGGAUCUUUCAGUAGGUUGUACGUGUGAUGGCAUCUCAUAGUAGAAAUCAUUGUUGUCUUACUGGCAUCAGAUAAUUUAUUUUUUAAUAUUCUCAAUAAAUGGUAUUUUAUUGUUUAA
Molecule: messenger RNA, 3783 nt
Organism: Clarias gariepinus (North African catfish)
Lineage: Eukaryota; Metazoa; Chordata; Actinopteri; Siluriformes; Clariidae
Gene: nab2
Product: NGFI-A binding protein 2 (EGR1 binding protein 2)
Exons: 7
Coding region: 598-2079 (493 amino acids)
Biological process (GO): negative regulation of DNA-templated transcription
Cellular component (GO): nucleus
Molecular function (GO): transcription factor binding; transcription coregulator activity
Source: RefSeq, a predicted model, not a curated record